AUGGCUGAUAGCAGUGAUACCCAGACAGAUGCCGAUCUAGGCAAGGGCCAGCAGCCUGACGGGGCAACAAGCAGGCUCUCUCGGUUGGCAAGGAUCAAAGUGCGGUUGCAACAACUCAUCGGUGGUGAAGGUCGCAAAGACCUGAAGGAAAGAACUGAUAUCGAAAUCCAUUCUUGGGAUGGCCCUAAAGACCCAGACAAUCCGUUCAAUUGGAGCAAGACCUACAAAUGGGUUCUGACGCUCACGGUCUGCAUAAUCUCCGUCUUGACUGGACUCCCUGCUGGAUCCUAUGGAGCUGGAAAUAACUACAUGGCAGAACGGUUUCAUGUUAAGAACGAACCCUUCCCAAACCUGUUUUGGGCGACCACGUCGUGGAACAUGGGUGCGGCCUUUUGGCCCUUGAUAUUCGUCCCUCUGACGGAGACUUCGGGGCGCAUGCCGGGCUAUUUUGUUGCGUAUAUCAUACUGAUUAUCUCGUUGUUUCCAUCAGCCUUUGCGCAGAACUUUGCGACAUUGGUCGUUACGCGGUCCUUUGGCGGCGGUGCGUCGUCGGUCUCCAUCAACAUUGUCGGGGGGAGUAUCAGCGAUGUCUGGUAUGGGAAUCGUGAUAGGAGCCUCCCCAUGUCUAUUUUUGGGUUUACAAGCGUCAUUGGUAUUGCCCUCGGGCCAUUUGUCGGGUCUAUGAUCCAGGCAAUACAUAAGAAGAGCCCCUGGAGAUGGAUUUUCUAUAUUCAAAUCAUUUUCAAUACUGGCCUCGUUCCCAUAUUCUGGCUGAUCCUGCGCGAAACACGCGGGGACGUGAUUCUGCGGAAACGGGCACAAAAAAUCCGCAAGAAGACAGGCAAACCAGUUUAUGCACAGAGCGAGAUUGACCGUCCCAACUUGCUGCAGGAGAUGUGGUUAUCAUUUGCGCGACCAACUCGCAUGCUUCUGACGGAACCGGUGGUUACCUUUUUCACACUCUGGAUUGCCUUUGCGUGGGGAAUCAUGUUCUUGUUUUUCUCCAGUAUCCCGCAAACUUACAAGACUAACUUUAACUGGAGUGUCGUUGCCACAGGCCUAGUUCAGCUGGCUAUCUCGGUCGGAGCUGUGAUUGGAACGGUGAUCAACCCGCUGCAGGAUUGGCUGUAUCUUCGUUCCGCGAGACGAAACAAGGAGACUCCGGGGACGCCGAUUCCCGAGGCGAGGCUGUAUACGUCGAUUAUCGGCAGUUUGAUUUUCGCCGGGGGAUUGUUUUGGUAUGGCUGGGGAAGCGUGGGCCAUGGCAGUAUCCAUUGGAUAGUCCCUACGUGCGGCAUUGUGGCCACGGGGUUGGGUAUCUAUUCUAUCUACAUGGCAGUGGUCAACUACCUGACGGAUGCGUACGAAAAGUAUGCAGCAUCGGCGCUGUCUGCCGCGUCUCUCGGGCGGAACUCAUUCGGAGCCUUUCUCCCGCUGGCGUCAACUCCCAUGUUUACCAACCUUGGAUUCGGAUGGGCAGGAUCGUUGCUGGGAUUCAUUGGUGUGGCGCUGUCCGUCGUCCCGGUGGUUUUGGUCUGGAAAGGCCAGGCGAUUCGGCGUCGCAGUCCAUUCAUACGCGAGGCGACGCUGGCACGCAAGGAGUCGGCUUCAGAAUCUUCAGAAUCAGACACGGAGGGGAAGGAGGGAGCGUGAUUGUCCAUGUAUUUGGAGGUGAAUCGGAUUUGACAAGGUGAAUAUGCAUUGCGAGGCACUGUAUUAAUAUAGGAUGAACUCGCGCCGCUCGCUGUAGAUAUUUUGAUAAGCUUUCUUGGGCAUUGCAUUGUUAGAGCGAAUAGACAAUACGAGAAUACGAUAGCUGAGAG
Molecule: messenger RNA, 1823 nt
Organism: Monascus purpureus
Lineage: Eukaryota; Fungi; Ascomycota; Eurotiomycetes; Eurotiales; Aspergillaceae
Source: the annotation of a GenBank genome assembly